This is a messenger RNA of Tupaia belangeri chinensis (Chinese tree shrew), 1375 nucleotides long. It is a transcript of the gene ATPAF2, whose product is annotated as ATP synthase mitochondrial F1 complex assembly factor 2. Lineage: Eukaryota; Metazoa; Chordata; Mammalia; Scandentia; Tupaiidae. The coding region runs from base 194 to 1048 and encodes 284 amino acids. The record is from RefSeq and is a predicted model, not a curated record. Gene Ontology annotation, cellular component: mitochondrion. The transcript is spliced from 8 exons. Gene Ontology annotation, biological process: mitochondrial proton-transporting ATP synthase complex assembly.
CGCGGCAGCGACGGCGCGCCAUUGGUGUCAUGCGAAGAUGGCGGCGUCCAGGGGAAGCUGAGAGCCGUGGGAGGUGGUGGGACACUUCCGUACAGCACGAGCGUGCGGCUUUGGGAGCGGAGGGAAGGCCCCUUCGCCCGGUGUUUCCUGUACUCAGGUUCGCGCCGCGCAUCCUCCCAGGCCGUCCGAGGCGAUGUGGAGGAGCUGCCUCCGGCUGCGGGAUGGGGGCCGCCGCCUCCUGAACCUGCCGCCGGCUGGACUCACCGCCUCAGUCCCCCGGGCCCCAGCCCGGGCCUACGCCCCUCCGACAGAAAGGAAGAGGUUUUAUCAGAAUGUCAGCAUCACACAGGGUGAAGGUGGCUUUGAAAUAAACCUGGACCACAGGAAGCUGAAGACUCCCCAAGCCAAGCUAUUUACCGUCCCCAGCGAGGCCCUGGCCAUCGCAGUGGCCACCGAAUGGGACUCCCAGCAGGACACCAUCAAGUUCUACACCAUGCACCUGACCACUUUGUGCAACACGUCCUUGGACAACCCAACCCAGCGAAACAAGGACCAGCUGAUCCGGGCGGCUGUGAAGUUUCUGGACACAGACACCAUCUGCUACAGGGUGGAAGAGCCAGAGACACUAGUGGAACUUCAGAAAAACGAGUGGGACCCGAUCAUAGAAUGGGCAGAGGAAAGGUACGGCAUAGAGAUCGGCUCCUCCACCAGCAUAAUGGGACCCAGCAUCCCUGCCAAGACGCGGGAGGUGCUCAUCAGCCACCUGGCUUCUUACAACGCGUGGGCCCUGCAAGGGAUUGAGUUUGUGGUGACCCAGCUCAAGUCCAUGCUGCUGACCUUGGGCCUGGUUGACCGGCACCUGAUGGUGGAGCAGGCUGUGCUCUUGUCCCGCCUGGAGGAGGAGUACCAGAUCCAGAAGUGGGGCAAUGUGGAGUGGGCCCACGACUAUGAGCUGCAGGAGCUGCGGGCCCGCACCGCUGCUGGCGCCCUGUUCGUCCACCUCUGCUCUGAGAGCACCACCGUCAAGCAUAAGCUUCUGCAGGACUGAGGCCUGGGUGCAUCGGCCUGGUGAUGGGGGCUACUCGGCACAGCCAGGAUUCCUCCGGCCCCGGGGCUCCCUGACCUGUGCGGUUCCCUGGCCCGGGGCCUCCCUGACCUGUGCAGUUCCCCGGCCCGCGGGCUCCCUGACCUGUGCGGUUCCCCGGACCUGUGGGGUACCCUCAGCCUGUGACUUCCCUGGCCUUUGGAGCUCAGCCUCACUCGGGGUCACCCUGAAUGUGCGAGAGACAGUGUAGCUGCCCAGAGGUCAGUUCCAUUCCACACCAGACGCCCGGCCUGGCCAGCAGUGAAUAAAGAGGAUGAGUUGUACAAGCGA